Molecule: messenger RNA, 1581 nt
Organism: Lottia gigantea (owl limpet)
Lineage: Eukaryota; Metazoa; Mollusca; Gastropoda; Lottiidae
Exons: 8
Coding region: 1-1581 (526 amino acids)
Source: RefSeq, a predicted model, not a curated record
AUGGAGAAAUAUUUAAUUCUUUUGGCUUUAUUUUCGCCAAUUGGCGCACAUAUUUGUUUAAUUUCUCCCCAGCAAAGAGGUCCUAUUAAUAUCAGUUUGAGUGGGAGUCAUACCUGUUUUAAACAUGGAUUUCCAUGUGGUGGAGAUGCACCUGCAACACCUAAAUAUGUCCUUAAUGCCGGACAACCAGCUUUCAUCAAAUGGCAACAGAAUUAUAACCAUUAUGAACCGGGUUUUCCAGGCUAUAUGGAUAUAAGUAUUGGGCCUAUCAACAGUAAGUCUCCAGAUGACUGGACAACAUUAGGCGUUGUUGAAGAUAAAUAUGUCUUCUCCCAAGAUUACCAAAGAAAUUACACUGCUAUUGUGAAUGUACCAAACAAAGCGUGUUCUCACUGUGUGAUUCGCGUAAGAUACAACGCCCAUAAACCUGGAGAGACCACAUUUUACCAAUGUUCUGAUGUAAUAAUUACAUCCUCCAAAAAGGUUAUCAGUUCACCGGCAUCUUUCCCUUUAACUGAUAGAAAAGACAGAGCUUUAAAGAGAGCACUGUAUCUAACUCACACACCAUCAUCACCAAAGGCAUCAUCAGGAGGAAUCUUUGGACAAGCAUUCGAUCCAUUCAAUACCUCAAGAGUCACCUAUGCCAAAAUUGAUCCCGUAACUGGUGAAAAACUAAACGUUCAAAACUGGAAUUUCGGUUUAGCUGACAAAAGAGGGCGAGCUGCAGACGAUGUCAAGUACAUCACUUUGGAAGUUAUGACAGUUGAUGCUUCUAGAGGAUCUGUUGUUUCCAUGUUUCAUGGUACUGGUUCACGAGAUGGUAUUCCUGGACAGUUACUAGAAGUUGGGAUCACUAAUGGUACCAUUUUAAACACAGUGACACUUAAUCCAGCGCCAACGUCUGCCAUCAAUUCUAUAGCAUAUCAAUCACCAGGAAUGUACAUUACAUUUUCCAUUGAAGAAAGUUCCCAAAAGCCAGGUAAUUAUUACUUUGUGGUGGGUAAUUUGGAUAUAUCUGGUAACUGGAAAGAACGAACACGAACACCAACUACAGAGAACUUAUUUGUCAAUUUUCAAUGGAUGGAGUACGAUAGUAAAAAUAAUAUUGUUUAUGUAUUGCUGGGAAAUGAGAAUGCGGCGGAUACUCUUGAUGCUAGAAUUUAUACGUUCAGUGUUACGUCUUCCAAAGCAUUGUUCAUGGGUUAUAAAAGUCUAGAUGUGUCCAAGUAUACUUUUAUGUCCAUGCAUUAUCAUUCAGCCAAAGGUCAAUUACUAGCUAUAUCUCCAGGAUUAUUUUCCACAAAAUAUCCUGCAUACUCUUUAUUAAAAAUAGACGUUAAUACAGGCAGUGUCCAGGAGUUAUCAAAAAUUACACCACCAGGAAUUUUUGAGAAGUAUUAUGGCGGAAGCAUUAUAAAUGCUAUAGAUCAGCAAAGUGGUAUAUUAACCCAAGCUUUCAGAGUGGCUGAUUCAGAAGCUGAUGUAGUAGCCAGUAUAGAUCUCAACAAAUUAACCGUUACCUUUUCACAGAUGACAAAUUUACGUCAUAUACAUAAUCUUGUGUAUGCUCCAAAUGUAUAA